Molecule: messenger RNA, 1308 nt
Organism: Thamnophis sirtalis
Lineage: Eukaryota; Metazoa; Chordata; Lepidosauria; Squamata; Natricidae
Source: RefSeq, a predicted model, not a curated record
CUGCGACAAGAAGUUGUGGUCUGUAUGAGAAGGGAUACCGCCCUGGAAACAGCACUGAAUGCCAAGGCAUAUAAGCGUAGCAAACGGCAAUCCCUGCGGGAAGCUCGCAUCACUGAGAAGUUAGAAAAACAGCAGAAGAUUGAACAAGAAAGAAAACGCCGGCAAAAACAUCAGGAGUACCUCAACAGCAUUCUCCAGCAUGCCAAGGAUUUCAAAGAAUACCAUCGAUCAGUCACCGGCAAGAUUCAGAAGCUGACAAAGGCGGUGGCCACUUAUCACGCGAAUACGGAGCGUGAACAAAAGAAGGAGAACGAGAGAAUUGAGAAGGAGAGAAUGCGCCGGUUGAUGGCUGAGGAUGAAGAAGGGUACCGAAAGCUUAUUGAUCAAAAAAAAGAUAAACGCUUAGCCUACCUACUUCAGCAGACGGAUGAAUAUGUGGCCAACCUCACAGAACUGGUGAGACAGCACAAGGCUGCACAGGUGGCAAAGGAGAAGAAGAAGAAGAAGAAAAAGAAGGUAAAUGAGUUAAAUCAACCUGUUCGGAUCAGUGAAAUCACUCAGAAGGCAAGCCCCGUCUUGCAGGCCCGCAUCGCUCAUAGAAUCCAAGAACUUGAAAAUCUUCCUGGGUCUCUGGCUGGAGACCUGCGCACCAAAGCAACCAUUGAACUUAAAGCCCUGCGGCUGCUAAAUUUCCAGAGGCAGGUCGGUUACCCUUCUCCACUCGGUGGUUCCGAGCAUGCCUCAAGUCCAGUUCCAGCUAAUGGCCCUUCUUCUGGCCCCCAGAUGCCAUCUGGCCCUGGUGGAGUCCCAUUAGAUGGUACUGACCCCCAAGCAUUGGGGCAGCAGAAUCGAGGCCCGACUCCUUUUAAUCAGAAUCAGCUGCAUCAAUUGAGGGCUCAGAUCAUGGCCUACAAGAUGCUUGCCAGAGGGCAGCCACUGCCCGACCAUCUUCACAUGGCUGUGCAGGGGAAAAGGCCAAUGCCUGGAAUGCAGCAGCAAAUGCCAACUCUACCUCCACCUUCUGUAUCUGGAACAGGACCAGUGCAAGGACCAGGGCCUGCACCUGGCCCAACACCUCCGAACUACAACAGACCUCAUGGUAUGGGAGGGCCUAAUAUGCCCCCUCCUGGACCCUCAGGAGUUCCUCCAGGAAUGCCUGGUCAGCCCCCUGGUGGACCACCCAAGCCCUGGCCGGAAGCUAAAGAAAUCAUAGUAAGAGUUAUCCCUAGAUCUCUUUAUAUUUAUCAAGCUGUGUUACUAUUGCAGUUAACUCUCUAUGCUUUGAUAGCCCUGUACAAUGCUGCUUGA